UUCCCUGUUCCAAGUUUUGUUAGCAUAGAAAAAACGAAAGAGUUGGGCAGGGUAAGGAAACGGCCGCUCAUUAUAACUGGGUCGUCACCGUGGGGCCAGUUUUCCACAUUCAGUCUUCUUGUGGCAAACGGAGCAGAGGAAAUGCACCUGUCAUGGAAAAUGUGGAGAGGAGGUCCUGCCUGACUAUUAGAAACUUUCCUUUUUCUUCCGGAACUUGUUGAGACUCCCUUACUGAACAGAAACAAUUGCAACUUAGGAGACGGGAGACAAGAGCAAAGAAAAAAGGAAUAACUCUGUCUCCGGAGUAACCACGACAAGCCAAGCACCGUGUACGGAGUGUUGUCGACUUUUACCGACAGAGACUACAUCUCAAUGUCACAGUGACAAGAUUGAGCCAGUUCAUCUGCAGUGGCGAUUCUCGUUUAAAGGCACAAUGGUGGGAGCUCUUGACAUGAUCAACCUCAGCUUCUUGAGUGAUUCUGAGCAGGAGAUGAUACUGGAGGUUCUCCGACGGGACGAGGAGCUGAGGCUGGUAGAGGAGCAGCGUGUACGGAAGCUGAAGGCAGGGUUGCUGGAAGUUAAGAGGAAAGGAGCCAAACGUGGCAGUGGGAAAUACAGUCAACACAGCUGUGGCCGAUGCCAGCAGCCUCUGAGUCGUCUGACAGUUUUCUCCAACCAGUGUAAGAUGUGCAAUCACUAUGUCUGCCGCAACUGCCAAACAGUCCUGCCCAACGGAUCCUGGCUGUGCAGCGUGUGUGUGAAAGAAUCGGAUAUGAAGAAAAAGACAGGCGACUGGUUCUACAAUCAAAGGAUCAACCGUUUCUCUGAGGCUCCUGGACAUAACCUAGUGAGAGCCUCCCUGAAAAAAAGGCUGCCAUUGACAAAGCGUGAGACAACAGGACAACUCAUCUUGGAAAGUGUUGAAAACAUGCCAAAUCCUGCUAAACCUGUGCCUCUGCCCAGGCUGAAAAAUCAGCCGGUUAACAAAAGUCAUUCAGGUGAGAAUUCAGGAUCCAUUGCUUCACGGGAAUCCCUUGAAUCAAAGAGCGACAAGACAUCAAAGCCAUCUCACAGUGACACAGAGUCUGCUGAGAAAGGCAGUAUAGCUAGCAGUAAAAAUGCGACUGAAUCUGGCAGUGCGACUCCUGAGCAACCAAGGCCAGAGCAUCACUCGGUUCCCUCCAGCCCAUCAGGAUCAAGCAUUUCCAGUCUGACUGUCCCAGUCAGAGUAAAUAAUGUCUCUGAUGGCCCCAACUCCAUCACCAACACUGCCAUGGAAGUGAAACCAGUCAGUCUGAGCCCAGAGAAUGAAGUUGAUAGACUCUUCAAGAAGAGCAAACGGGUCCAUAAACCGGCAGAGUGUGUCUCAACUCUGGACCUGCGUGUUGGAUGUGACGCACCAGAAGCCUCAAUGGGGUACCGGAGCCAGUCUGUACCGGGCUUAGAUGUUCAGGGUUUGCAGGAGGAUGAAGAGGAGGACGAAGAUAUUGACAGCUUGGUAAACUUCCAUAAAAGAGCGAUGGGUUCGAGUUCCCCCAGCCUGCAAAGCUCAAAAAGCACACUGGGCAGCUUGAUGAGUAUUUACAGUGAAGCGGGAGACUUUGACACCGUGGAGGUGACUGGAGAUGUCGUUUUCUCUAUCAGCUACAACGAACACACCAAGAGUCUCCAGGUCUUCAUUAAGGAGUGCCGCAAUCUGGCUUUCGGCAAUGCCUCACGGCAGCUUUCCAACCCCUAUGUUAAGUGUUAUCUGCUCCCCGAUAAGUCUCGCCAUAGUAAGAGGAAGACCAGCAUCAAGAGCAACACCAUCAACCCUGUCUACAAUGAAACAUUAAAGUACUCUAUCAGCCGCUCUCAGCUGGUCACCCGCUCCAUGUUGAUAUCAGUCUGGCAUCAUGGUCGUCUCAGCCGCAACACUUUCCUGGGAGAGGUGGAAGUUGCUCUGGAUUGCAGAGACCUUAGCUCUCCAUGUGAGGAUCAAAUGCAGCUUAUGGCCAAGGUGGGCUCUGUUGUACCAGCUUCAGCUUUUGUGCAGUACAAAGGAGAGCUGAUCAUCUCACUGAAAUACAUUACCCCUGAAAAGGCGAACACUGAGAAAGCCAAAGGCAAAAAAGCAGCACCUGCAGAAGGAGAGUUACAUGUCCUCAUUAAGGAAGCAAAGAAUCUGAUAGCAGUGAAAUCUAAGGGUAGUUCAGACAGCUUUGUAAAAGGGUUCUUGUUCCCAACUAAGGAAAAGACAACAAAGAGGAAGACUGCAGUUGUGAAGAAGAAUUUGAACCCCCAUUAUGACACCACAUUUGUGUAUAAGGAGGUGACUCUGAAGCAGUUGAGGGGGAUGUGUCUGGAGCUGACUGUGUGGGAUGAAGCCAAGCUAAGCAAUGACUUCCUGGGAGGGGUUCGCCUCAGCUCUGGACAAGGCACUGUAAAAGUUGGGAAAGAGGAAGUGGAACUGGACUCAGUUGGAGAGGAGGUCAGUCUUUGGGAGAAGAUGAUGCAGUACCCCGACUCGUGGGCAGAGGGCACUCUUCCACUACGUACCACAAUGGGAAAGGCAAAGGCUAAAUGAGGACAGCAGAGGACUGAAUCCUCAAAUGAUCCAAAGACUGAAGUGAUGAGAGGCAGUGGACUCUAAGAUGAGCAUGAGACUGUGGUUUAAUUUUGUUUUGUAAGUUGAUCAGACCAGAGGCUUGUUCACUGAAGUGAGCAGUCACAUAGUUUUUUGGCCUAAUGAACAUUACAAGUCAUCUCUCCUGCAUCACUAUUUGGAGCUUUUCUUCAGCUCACUGACAGCAGGUGUUAGUGUUGUGAUGCUUUGGCACAUUUUCAACAUCAACUUUGUUUUGAAGAUAAUGAUAUGGUCACUUUCUUUAGAAAUCCAGGCUGUAUGUAUUAUUGCAAUUUAAAAUCAUACACAACACUUUGCACAGAAAUGUCUUAUAAUGUCACACUGGUCUUUAUAAUUGUGUACAGUAUAACACUAGGAAAAUGGAUAUUAAACAGAAAUGCUGGUGUUGCAGCCAACCAAUUAUACCUGGUUGAGUCUAUAAAACUAUAAUAUUAUUGUACAAAUUCUAUUUAUACAACUUGGACUAAAACCCUUAUUUGAAAUUAAAUAAUUCUGUUUUUAAAUAUAGAUUUUAACUUUAAACUCCUCCAAGUGGGAUCAAAGUCAACUUUAUCUAAAGGAUACCUGAAUAUUUUGUUCACAGAAUAAAAGUUAAUUAAACAACA
Messenger RNA from Melanotaenia boesemani (Boeseman's rainbowfish), 3231 nucleotides. RefSeq names its product synaptotagmin-like 4 (gene sytl4). The coding region runs from base 434 to 2566 and encodes 710 amino acids. Gene Ontology annotation, biological process: exocytosis; intracellular protein transport. Lineage: Eukaryota; Metazoa; Chordata; Actinopteri; Atheriniformes; Melanotaeniidae. Gene Ontology annotation, cellular component: plasma membrane; exocytic vesicle. Gene Ontology annotation, molecular function: neurexin family protein binding; small GTPase binding. The record is from RefSeq and is a predicted model, not a curated record. The transcript has 18 exons.